ACAACAAAUCUGAACCCUCCGUUCCACCCUCGCCGCGCGACGCAAGUCACGCAGACGCUGCACGCUGUCGUCUCGCCCGUCUUCCCCCCGAAGGCCGCCCCGACCUCACCGCGUCUUCUCCUACUCGGCUUGACCCCUCCACCACCUCCAUGGGGUCGUCGGAGGCCGACGAGGACCAGCUCCUCAAGAGCUUCCUCGCGGAGGUCAGCGAGGCCGAGCGGGACAACGAAGUGCUCAGGAUACUUGGUUGCUUCAAGUUAAACCCCUUCGAGCAUCUUAAGUUGUCUUUUGAUUCAUCACCAGAUGAGGUGAAAAAGCAAUACAGGAAGUUAUCAUUGUUGGUCCAUCCUGAUAAAUGCAAGCAUCCUCAGGCACAAGAAGCUUUUGCAGCUCUGGCAAAAGCACAACAGCUCCUGCUUGAUCCACAGGAAAGAGGCUACAUUCUUGACCAAGUUACUGCUGCAAAAGAAGAAUUGAGGGCAAAGCGGAAAAAGGAGCUGAAGAAAGAUAGUGCGUCCAAGAUAAAAUCUCUUGUAGAUGAGGGAAAAUAUGAAGAGCAGUUUGAACGAUCGGACGAAUUUCAGCAGCAGUUAAUAAUUAAAGUACGUGAAAUUUUGACGGACAAAGAAUGGCGUCGGAGAAAAAUGCAAAUGAGGAUAUCUGAGGAAGAAGGAAGACUUAAGAAGGACGAGGAGGAAACAAAAGAGAUGUGGAAGAGGAAGAGAGAGCAUGAAGAGAAGUGGGAGGAGACCAGAGACCAGCGGGUCUCCAGCUGGAGGGAUUUCAUGAAGACAGGAAAGAAGGGACGGAAAGGUGAAAUCAAACCCCCAAAAUUAAAGACUGAAGAUCCAAACAAAUCUUAUGUCCAAAGGCCAGUAAAGCGCAAUUGAGAGGAAUGAUAUUAGUGUCAGCAAUCAAAGAACAUCUGGUAGCGAUCUUUGGUGUCACCAGAUUCAAACUGCAACCCUUCCAUGUUGCGCUGGCCCUCAAGGUUGUGAGGUUCAAUUAUGCCCGCUGGGCUGAUGAGCUCUAGUGUCGUCAGUGAACAGAACAGAUUUUACCCGUAUUGCUACCUAGAGUGAUUUGGGUGAUGUACUCAUCAGUCUGAAGAUUUUACUGGAAAGAAGUACAAAUUUUCCGUUGGAAAAGAACCUACUGAAGUGAAUGUUGACAGGCUCGUCUCUUUACUGUUUUGUAUCAUUUUAAUGUAAGUAAUGCUGAUAUAUAUACAUGGUUUGUCAUCAUUGAUGCACUUUUCACUA
Molecule: messenger RNA, 1262 nt
Organism: Sorghum bicolor (sorghum)
Lineage: Eukaryota; Viridiplantae; Streptophyta; Magnoliopsida; Poales; Poaceae
Product: J domain-containing protein spf31
Exons: 9
Coding region: 150-890 (246 amino acids)
Source: RefSeq, a predicted model, not a curated record